UAAUUUGAAAAUGAACUUUGAUAUUUAAUAUUAAAAAAUAAAAAAAUAGCAAACGUACAUGUUAUGCUGGCACAGGUGGAAGUUUUAUUUUUCCCACUCAACUCUUCUAAACCGGAGUUGGCAAAAAGAAGAAGAAAAUGGUGAAGAUCAAGCGUUCAUACACUGUAGCCCCAUCCGAGACAACACCAACCACAACACUCUCUCUUUCUCUCUGUGACCAAAUCAAACUCUCUAAUCAUGGAUACCAACUUUAUCUCUUCAUAAACAACAAUCAUUCUCAUUCUCAUUCUCCACCAUCAAUACACACUCUCCUAACCUCUCUCUCCAAAACACUCACUCACUACUACCCUUUUGCUGGUCGAUUAAACUAUACUCACAAAAACCACUUUUUACAACUCCACUGCAAUAACAAAGGUGCACUCUUCUUACAAGCCACUUCAGAUCUCACUUUCAAAAAUCUAGGUAAUUUCGAUUCCACCCAUGUUGUCCAAAAACUCCUCCCAAAAAUUAACUAUGAUGUCCCUAUUGAACAUGUUCCUUUGCUAGUUGUUCAACUCACUGAAUUCCCUUGUGGCUCCCUCACUCUUGCCGUUGCUCUUUCUCGUUCUCUUGUUGAUGGUGCUUCUGUUUCCAAUUUCAUCAAUUCAUGGGCUAAGCUUGCUAAAGGUCAAAACUUUAACUCAACUUUGCCCCCUUUUCUUGAUAGAACUUUGUUAGAUUCAAAGAUCCUUCAUAAACCGCCACGUUUUCAACACCAUGAGUUUUCUCCACCACCCCUUUGGGAAGAAGAUAGUAAUAACAUGCUACAUAGGAUUAAAAAACCACUUUAUGAAACUACCAUGUUGAAAAUCACCAAAAACCAAGUUGAAAAGCUCAAGAACAAAGCCAACAAUGAAAAAAACAAGGUACGAGGUUAUACUAGUUUUGAGGUUAUUUGUGGUUAUUUAUGGAGGUGUGUUUGUAAAGUGCGUUUUGAAGGAAAUUGGAAACAACCAACGAGGUUAACAACUUUGGUUAAUUGUAGAAAAAGGUUGAAUCCACCUUUGCCUAAGAAUUAUUUUGGGAAUGCAACUUUUCCUACGGUGACAAAAACUUGUUCAUUUGAUGAUGUUGUGCACAAACCUUUAGGUAAUGUGGUUGGGAAAGUGAGGGAAGCUGUUGAAAAGAUGAAUGAUGAGUAUGUAAGAUCUGUUCUUGAUUAUAUAGCUAAUGAGAAAGAUAUGAAUUUGUUGAAGGAUAGGUUUUAUAACUUUGCUAAAAAUAAGGGACAAUUUGGUGGUGACCCUAAUUUGUAUGUUGUUGGUUGGACUAAUUUUCCUUUUUAUGAGAAUGAUUUUGGAUGGGGGAAACCUGAUUAUUUGGUUCCUGGGAUAAUUAAUUCUGAUGGUAUUGGUAAGGCUUUUGUUGUUGACGAAGGAGUUGGUGGUGGUGGUGGUUUUUUGGUAACUGUUUGUUUGCAACCUUUGCAUUUAGAUGCUUUGAAGAAAUUGUUUUAUGAGGAUAUUGAGAUGAUUAGUAGUUCCAAACUGUGAUGACUAUUCUGUCAAAGAAAUUAAGGUUUAAUGAUGUGAUUAGGGGCUGUUUAAAUUUUGCUUGUGUUUGUGUUGUUUCUUUUCAUCUAAUAAAAUUGUUUGAUUAGCAUAUCAACGUUGGUAUUAACAUUGAUUUAGUAUCACUCAUGUCAAGUUGAGAUAUUGGUUUUGAUUC
Molecule: messenger RNA, 1707 nt
Organism: Cicer arietinum (chickpea)
Lineage: Eukaryota; Viridiplantae; Streptophyta; Magnoliopsida; Fabales; Fabaceae
Product: spermidine hydroxycinnamoyl transferase-like
Molecular function (GO): acyltransferase activity, transferring groups other than amino-acyl groups
Source: RefSeq, a predicted model, not a curated record